AUGAACCAAUUAGUCCAGAAAAAUUCAAUGAUUCUACAACGCUUAGCCGACCUUAAUGAGGUGGAGAAUAAUGAAGUACCCAAUAAUGACUCCCGUAGGAUUGACAACGACGCUGAGCUUAGUCAAAUAGGGGGUCAACAGAGAAGCCAUCACCAUCGGUCUCUUGAACGGAAUAAUACCAAGCUCCGUAUGCAAGAUCUGAGAACUAGGGUCAAAGACGUCAUGCAAGCAAUGAAAGGGAAGGGCCAGGCCACAGUGAACGAUCUGGUAGAAGAGGUGGACGACAAGGUUGCCCUCACAGCCUUUAUGGGAGGACUACAGACUUCUAAGUUCCUAUUUUCCUUAUCAAAAGAAGCCCCUACAAGCAUGACAGAGUUGAUGGUUAGAGCGUGGAAGCACAUGAACGCUGAGGAUGCUAUGAAUGCACGAAAAAACAAAGAUGGUGAAGAUAAGAGGUCGGAGAAGAAGAGGCCAGCACCUAACACUAGGGAGGAAAAGGAAUCGAAGUACAAGAAAUUCUCAAACAACCAGGCUGACAGAUCGUCUCGCCGCCCAAUUCAAGAUGACGCAUCAUUGAAAUGGCCGCCAAAGCUAAAAGCUGAUCCAACAAAGAAGUCUCUAGGUAAAUACUGUAAGUUUCACCGGGACCAUGGGCAUAACACAGAAGAUUGUUUCGACCUCAAAAACCAGAUCGAGAACCUUGUUCGUAAAGGUCAUUUACGCAAAUUCACAACUAGAAAUGGAAAAGGAGGCUCCAACCCAGCCCGGGAGGGCCGAGAUGAUCGCCCUCCUCAACACCAACCAAUGGGUGAGAUCAAAGUUAUAUCGGGUGGCUUCGCUGGUGGUGGUGAGACAAGUUCGGCUCGAAGGGCUCAUGCUAGGAGAAUUCGGAGUUUUUCAGAGGUGAAUGAAGUUGGAAUGACAAGUCCUCCAACAAAAUUACCUCGAGUUGAGGAGCCGGUCAUAACCUUUUCUGAAGAAGAUGACAAGGGAAUUCACCAGCCCCAUGAUGACCCUCUGGUAGUUUCCAUGGUCGUUGCUAAUUUCACUAUUCGAUGA
Cornus florida is the source of this 1059-nucleotide messenger RNA. RefSeq lists its product as uncharacterized. The transcript is spliced from 4 exons. The record is from RefSeq and is a predicted model, not a curated record. Lineage: Eukaryota; Viridiplantae; Streptophyta; Magnoliopsida; Cornales; Cornaceae. Bases 1 to 1059 code for a protein of 352 amino acids.